AGCUAACGUUUGCGACUGUAAUGUUACUGAUUAUUGACACGACCUAACGUUAAAGGCGUUUGAUGGUCAAUUUGUUAUCUACAAUGGCCGUGCAGCAUUUACGGUGAUAUGGCCUCCACAGAAGUCAAGGCAUUCAUUAUUCUUGCGCUUCGCGGAGCAGAGCUGAUGUGAAGAAGUUCAAGAUUACUGUAAUUGAAGGAACUAUGGGAAAGUUCUCCUUUCCAAGGCUCAUCAUAAGAAUGCCAUGGGCAAAUCGGUCUGCACAAGAUGAUUUCUGCACAGGAACUACUGAACUCCACGGGCCCAGAACACACCAGCCUCACAACUCCUCACAACUCCCCAGCCUUAAUGUGUGUAGGCAGGACAAGGAGAAUACCGAUUCAAUCCAGAAGAAGAGGAAAAAGAAGAGGCUAAAUGAGAAGGGAACCCAGGUUGAACUAGGCAUGCGGGAGGAUAUCCAUGACCUUGACCUCGCCCAUUGGAGAUUGGCUAGAGAGACAUGGAGAACUGAGCGAGGAAACAUGAGGGAGAUUAAGGCGCUGUAUGGAGAAAUAUUUAGGCUGCACCAACUCUUGGAGGAGAUUGGGGUGGAUAAAGGGGUGAUCAAGCAGCGCUCCAACUCCUCCAUUAUUUGUCCCGUCUCCCCGACACUGCCAGCUUUCCCCUGGUACAACCACCACAGGAACCUCGCCAACAGCCAAUCGGAGCCUGACCAGCAUGCUGCCGGCACCCAGAAGGACCCACCUAAGAAACACUCAAUCUUUCCCCCUCUGGACACACAGAGCUGCAACUCCCCUGAUAAAUGGCCUCAUUCUCCAUCCAAGAUGUCACACCCACACGCUUCACACCGAUUUGCUGUCCCAUCCCACCUCCUGGCUUCCGGCCCUCCUGCCCGGAUGAGACAGACCCAUCCGCAGGUCCACCCCAGGUCCCCAUUGACUGGCCAGGCAAAGGUCAAGGAUGAGGUUAAGAGGCCAGAGACUGCAUCGUCUGAGGAAUUGUCUGAGGAAGUUCAACGGAGAGGAGCAGAAAUUGCAAGCAUGUAUAAAGCACAGCUGAAAGAGAGGAUGGCCCAAAAGAGAAAGGAAGAGAUUCUGAAGAAAAUGGCAAACAGCGAUGACAAGAACGAUGACACUGAGGCCUCCUGCUCCUCUGCAGUAAAACGAUCUAAUACCCCUGCCACAGCCCCCGAGCGCCCGGCCAGCCCAGAGGCCACGCCAGUGAGGAGAGAGAACACUCAGGGGGACACCCAGCAGGACCUGGCAGAGGUUGUGAAUGUGCUCAAGAGGCAAUCAUCUGAUCUAUACCUGCCUGAUGAUGUUUCUGAGGAGUCACUCACAUGGAAAUCCAUUUACGAGGAGCUGUGCCCGCUCGCUCACAGAGUGAACACAGAAGCUGACUACAUCAAGGCGCUCCGCGUCAUCACUGAGAAUGCUGUGACUCCCUCGUGCUCGUCUGAGGAUGAUGUGUCUCAGAGUGUGAGUGAGGACACAAGUCAGGAGGAGAGUAGUGAAAGUGAGGAGAGCAUGAGUGGACAUCAGCAGAGAUGUCUACACAGGGAUCCUUAUGGUAAGAGGGACAGGAAGGAGAUUGAUAGUGGUAAAAUGGAAGGGAGAUUUGCAACCGCCAAUGCAAUGUCUAUGAUGGCGAGCCGAGGGAUAAAAGAACUUAAUGCCAUGAGCUACGCAGACAGGAUCAAAUAUUUCAAGUAUGAGGCUAAGAGAAAUGAAGAGAUGAUGAAGAUUGAAAAGAGGAAGGAAAAAGCCAGGGACGAAGAGCUCAAAAAGUGGGAAAAGAGACAGAAGAAAUUGAAUGAGGAGGAAAGGAAAAGGACAGAAAAUAUGGAAAAAAACAAGUUAGAGGAGCAGAGGAAACGGGAGAAGGCAGAGAUGAAACUAAAGAUUGAACAUGAGAAAAAGAGACAAGAGCAAGAGAAAAAGAGAGAGAAAAAAGAAAGAAAGCAGCAGGAGAUGCAACAGAAGGCCCGUGCAAAAGAAGAGAAAAAGAGGGCAGAGGAAGAGAAAAAGAUGGAGAAACAGAGGAUGGAGGAGGAGAGGAACAGGGAAAAGGAGAGAAUGAAGGUGUUGGAGAUGCAGCAAAAGGCACGAGAGAAAGAAGAGAAGAGGAGGAAAGAGGAACAGAAAAGGAGAUUGAAGAUACAGCAGGAACAAGAGAAGGAGGAACAGAAAAGGCAGACAAGGAUACGGGACGAGGAUAAGAAGAGAGCAGAGCUUCAAAGAAUAAAAGCUCACGAGGCCAGGUUCAAGAUGGAGAUGGAGAAACUGUAUGAGAGAGAAGAGAGGAAUGCACAGAUUGAAAGAGAAAAGAGGCGUGCGCUGUGUCAGAAAAAAGGACAGACACAGAGAGCAAAACAGGUGGUGGCAUACGAGGUCGCAGCGUCUACAUCUGACGCCUCUGUGCGGAGGGAAGAGAGGGAGCAGCGUCCAGAGACCGCUCACGCACAGUCUGCAAAGAGGAGAACAAGGAAGAAGCAGAAGAAAGCGGCGGACGAGGCAUCGACAACUUUUCAGUAGAUGACAAAAGAAAGGGAGCAAACAAAAGAAGAAAUGUACAAGUCAAUGCUCCUAGCCUGUUCAAGUCUGAGAUGGAUGAAAAGAGCAGCCAAAGAAACAGAUCUGUUGAAGCAUCAAUUGGAAAGGAUGGGAGGGUUGGAGGAGGAGCACAGCUGGAUGACUACAUUAGAACCAUAAAGAAAUCCUCCAUAUCAACAGCCAUAUAUCAAAUCCAUCCUAUCUUGACAAGAUCACAGAGACUUUCAUGAGCUGCUGGAGGACAUCAUGGAGGAAGAGGGAGAGGGUCUAUGAUAGGCAGUUUGCCAUGGCCCUAAAUGGGCCUUUGAAUGUUAAUUCUUCCUGCUUCAUAUCAUACAACUUUACAAUAAAAAUGAAUUGCAAGCA
Oncorhynchus masou masou (cherry salmon) is the source of this 2918-nucleotide messenger RNA. Its product is annotated as golgin subfamily A member 6-like protein 26. The record is from RefSeq and is a predicted model, not a curated record. NCBI's taxonomy places the organism in Eukaryota, Metazoa, Chordata, Actinopteri, Salmoniformes, Salmonidae. Bases 204 to 2534 code for a protein of 776 amino acids. The transcript is spliced from 7 exons.